Molecule: messenger RNA, 2169 nt
Organism: Ilex paraguariensis (yerba mate)
Lineage: Eukaryota; Viridiplantae; Streptophyta; Magnoliopsida; Aquifoliales; Aquifoliaceae
Source: the annotation of a GenBank genome assembly
AUGACUACAUUAACAGUAAGAGAAGCUGUAUACUACUCAGCUCAACUCCAACUUCCUGAUUCCAUGUCAAAAUACGAGAAGAAGGAGAGAGCUGAUGCAACAAUUAGAGAGAUGGGAUUGCAAGACGCCAUGGACACAAGAAUUGGAGGGUGGAGUGUGAAAGGACUUAGCGGUGGACAAAAGAGAAGAGUUAGCAUUUGCAUUGAAAUCUUGACGCGCCCAAAGCUUCUCUUCCUAGAUGAGCCUACUAGUGGCCUUGACAGUGCAGCGUCUUACCAUGUCAUGAACCGAAUUAUCAGACUUGCCCAACAAGACAGAAGGACAAUCAUUGCAUCUAUCCAUCAACCGAGUAGUGAAGUUUUUGAGCUUUUCCAGAAUCUUUGCCUUCUCUCCUCUGGUAGAACCGUCUAUUUUGGCUCCACUUCAGCAGCAAAUGAGUUUUUUGUUUUGAAUGGCUUCCCAUGUCCAGAUAUGAGAAACCCAUCUGAUCACUACCUUAGAACUGUCAACAAAGACUUCGAUACUGCCUAUGUGACACAAGAUGAUACUCUAAUGACUACAUUAACAGUAAGAGAAGCUGUAUACUACUCAGCUCAACUCCAACUUCCUGAUUCCAUGUCAAAAUACGAGAAGAAGGAGAGAGCUGAUGCAACAAUUAGAGAGAUGGGAUUGCAAGACGCCAUGGACACAAGAAUUGGAGGGUGGAGUGUGAAAGGACUUAGCGGUGGACAAAAGAGAAGAGUUAGCAUUUGCAUUGAAAUCUUGACGCGCCCAAAGCUUCUCUUCCUAGAUGAGCCUACUAGUGGCCUUGACAGUGCAGCGUCUUACCAUGUCAUGAACCGAAUUAUCAGACUUGCCCAACAAGACAGAAGGACAAUCAUUGCAUCUAUCCAUCAACCGAGUAGUGAAGUUUUUGAGCUUUUCCAGAAUCUUUGCCUUCUCUCCUCUGGUAGAACCGUCUAUUUUGGCUCCACUUCAGCAGCAAAUGAGUUUUUUGUUUUGAAUGGCUUCCCAUGUCCAGCUAUGAGAAACCCAUCUGAUCACUACCUUAGAACUGUCAACAAAGACUUCGAUGCUGAUAUUGAACAAGGACUUGGUGGAAAAAUAAGCGCUACUGAAGCAAUUAACAUUUUUGUCAAGUCGUAUAAAUCAUCAGAGGCAUGCCAACAAGUUCAACAGUAUGUAUCUGAGAUAUGUCAACAGAAUGGAGGAACACUGAACAAGAAGGGAAGCCAAGCGGGCUUCAUUACUCAAUGCCUUGUUCUCACGCAAAGAUCUUUUGUGAACAUGUAUCGUGAUCUAGGCUAUUACUGGCUUCGCCUUGCAAUAUACAUUGCAUUGUGCUUAUGCGUAGGGACUAUCUUCUAUGACAUUGGUUUUACUUUUGGCUCAAUUCAGGCUAGAGGUUCGAUGCUCAUGUUUGUUGCGGCGUUCUUGACAUUUAUGGCCAUCGGUGGAUUCCCCUCAUUUGUGGAGGACAUGAAGAUUUUCAGCAGAGAAAGAUUAAAUGGGCACUAUGGUGUGGCUGCAUUUGUUGUUGGGAACACAUUUUCUUCCAUUCCUUACUUGCUAAUAAUCUCUUUAAUACCCGGGGCAAUAGCUUACUACCUCGUCGGCCUUCAAAAGGGGAUCGACCAUUUUGUUUUCUUUGCUCUGCUGCUCUUUUCGUGCAUGAUGUUGGUUGAGAGCCUGAUGAUGAUCGUUGCAAGCGUGGUGCCCGAUUUUCUCAUGGGCAUCAUAACAGGUGCUGGAAUUCAAGGUGUGAUGAUGCUAAAUGGCGGUUUUUUUCGCUUGCCCGAUGACCUUCCUAAACCAUUUUGGAGGUAUCCAAUGUACUACAUUGCCUUCCACAAGUAUGCAAAUCAAGGGUUCUACAAGAAUGAAUUUGAAGGAUUGACAUUUCCGAAGGAACACGAGGGAGGACCACCUACUAUUACUGGUGAUGAGAUUUUGAGGAAUGUUUGGCAAGUGGAAUUGGGUUACUCUAAGUGGGUUGAUGUUGCUAUACUAUUCGGAAUGGUGGUUCUGUAUAGGCUUAUGUUUUGGGGAAUUAUCAAGUUCACUGAGAAAGUUAAUCCUAUUAUCAGAGGUCUUACUGCUGUUCCUCCUCAGCAAUCAAUUCCCAUAAAAGAUCCCUCUUCGACCCUUCUACAUGAAGCAAGAAUUUAG